AUCACCUAAUCAUAAAUGGGAAUUUUUGUUUUGCGAAAUAAGCUAUGGUCCAUAUUCAUUUGAUUGGAAACAUUAUUGGAAAGAUGAAUUAAGACUCGGCAAAUUUUCGAAAGACUCUUGGAACAGUGCAUAUUUUUUAACUCAGAGAAUCGAUGCUUCGGAUCAAUUAUUAAAAGACAUGAUGGAUGAACUGAAUCAUGUGAUGAUACAUUUUUAUGAAACAAACAUGGAUAUAUAUAUCUUGGAUCGCAAGACAAAACCGUGCCAUCGGAUGUGCCUGAUAAAGUCAUUAGAGAUACCACUCAUAAACAGCAAUGAACAAAAGACAAUACAUAUGAUAAAUAAAUUAUGUAAAGGAAUAUUAAUGGCAAACAAAUUAAUAGUUGAUGUUAUUAGGAGAAUUGAAGCUAUUAAUCAAUUGUUACUCAACAGUAACAACCCUACCACUCCUCCAAAUCUAGUAGAUA
Messenger RNA from Scutellospora calospora, 467 nucleotides. The record is from the annotation of a GenBank genome assembly. NCBI's taxonomy places the organism in Eukaryota, Fungi, Glomeromycota, Glomeromycetes, Diversisporales, Gigasporaceae.